UAGAGAGCUCAACACGUAUCUCAUCAGAAGCUGGGCGUCCCUUCGAUACUUGGAGGUCUUCUGUGAACAGCAGCAGUAGCUCACUGGAUGUCCCAAGGCGGCUACCUCCUGGUUCUCAGCAUCUAUCGCACAAGCCUAGCGUAGACCAAUUCGAUGCCUUGAUGGAAGACCUUAUGCAGGAGAUUAAAGUCCGACCGACUGUGUCUCGUAAACCUGUACUCCCACCACGCCCACAAGUGUCUGAAACUUCUCAGACAGAAUAUAUCAGGGUUAUUACUCCUCAGCCUCCAGUCACUGUUGCAGAUGAAGACCAAAACACGGAUGCCCUGCCUAUGACACAGCCUAGUAAUGAUGACAGAGUUCUAUGUGUUGCAGAUGACAGGAACCUUACAGCUACUAAGUUGACUCCAAAUCAGGUGCAGCCAUCCAAGGUUGAACGCCGAUCUGCGUCUACGCAAACAUCGGUGUUUCUUACUCCUGAGCAACUACAACAGCUACAACUACAGUUAUUACAGCAACAGCAACAACAACAACAACAAAUGAAAACAGCCGUUCGUCAGUCGCUCGAUGCGGAUUCGUCACCAACACUUACACUUACCUCACAGCCAAAGACAUUGGCUGUACCUCGAAGUGCUGAGGACGGCCGUCGAUCACCAUCUCCUAGACCAGCCCCCCGCCCAGCUCCUCGUCCGGCCCAUACUCUUACCACAGGCUCCACUUCUCGUCAGACUCAGACCUUGACCAAACCUGAACCUACUCACAAAACGGCGAUACACCAAACAGACGCUGUGGAACGCUCGACCUCUCCUAUCCCUUCUCGCUCUACUAUUAAAGCCACUCGCUCUCAUUCGGGCACCUCCAUUCAAACUAAAGCUGAGCUGACUAAGAGCUCUGUUACUUCCACAACACCUCUACCACUCCAACCCAGACCUAUCCGUGCUGCAGCAACUGAUACUGCAGCGGAUAAAAGUCCCAAGGUCGGUUCAGUGACGCCUCCACCACUGAACCAAGACCCCCCGUCGGGAAGAUGGCCUGGUUAUCACGCCCACUGGUUCGGAAACAAAUUCCCCAUUGCAUUCGCCAGUGGGUUCACCAGUGAUGACAAAUCCGCCUCCAUUGAAGCCUCGACUGCUGCUGUUGCUCGUCGAUCGGAUAGUGCGCUAACUAACCCUACAUCUCCACCUGUACUCAAACAACGACCUACUCGCCGCGCGGAUAUGGAAAAUAUUCCAGGCAACGAUGAAAAUAACAGGGAUAAUAGCAAUUCGUCUCACGAGAUCGUCCAAUGCAGAGUGGGUCGCCGCCUAGCUGAAUAUGAUGAUGAAGUCAAGAACAACCGAUUGAGAACCUCAGCUCCAUCUUCAUCUUCGUCUCCAUCUCCGUCUCCGUCUCCAGCUCCGCCUUCGUAUAGGUCUUAUCGACGGACAGAGAAUGAGACUGCUAGCGCGCGCUGAGCGAAGAGGAUUCAUUAGCGGGAGAAUUAAGUCGUCAGAGCGAAGUAAUGGUACUGAGCGUGAUGAUUCAGUUGAUGACUAUCAUUCACGUGAUGAAGGUGUUUCUGAAGACAGUCCUAGCAAUGAGAGGUUUAGGAGAAGCAAUAACGCCAGCGAUAGUAACAACAGCAGCAACAAUGGCAGUAAUAAUCGCAUUAAUAGGAAUAGCAGCAACGACAAUAUCAACUCCAGAGGAAGAGAAAGCAGUAGUGGAAA
Molecule: messenger RNA, 1709 nt
Organism: Lobosporangium transversale
Lineage: Eukaryota; Fungi; Mortierellomycota; Mortierellomycetes; Mortierellales; Mortierellaceae
Exons: 2
Coding region: 162-1454 (430 amino acids)
Source: RefSeq, a predicted model, not a curated record